AUGCUGUGGUUAACCGGGCUCAGGCCAACAUCAUGUGAACCUGACCUGGUCAGCUGCAGGCUGUGGGCUGAGCCUCAGAUGCCUGGUCUUUAUAUGGAUGGAGAUUUUGUGAUUGGGGGGACUUUCCCCAUUCAUUACUACACGAGAUCAGAGCAGAACACCUACACCAGACCGCCACUCCAGCUGCAGUGCUCUGGGAGUAUGAAUUUCAGAGAGCUGCGCUUCGCUUGUGCCAUGAAGUUCACCAUCCACGAGAUCAACAACAGAACAGAUCUCCUGCCGGGAAUCACGUUAGGAUACCAGAUACACGACUCGUGCUCUGAGGUGGCGAUGGCACUCAAACUUGCAUUUCAAUUUGCAAACGGCAUGGAACCAUUUUACAAUGAUACUGAUUCCUGUUCAAAAUCUGUAGCUGCCGCUGUUCCUGCUCUCGUGGGAGAUUCUUAUUCCAUCUCCUCAAUUACCAUGACUAGAAUGCUGGGUCUUUUUGGAAUUCCGCAGGUGAGUCCUUUCGCAACCUGCGCAUGUCUGAGCGAUAAGCGUCAGUAUCCUGCCUUCUUCAGGACCGUGCCUAGUGACUACCAUCAAGCUGCCGCACUAGCAAAACUUGUCAAGUACUUCGGCUGGACAUGGAUUGGGGCAGUGCGCAGCGACUCAGUUUAUGGAAAUACUGGAAUGGCGUCGUUUCUAAUGGCUGCGCAGGAGGAGGGCAUCUGUGUGGAGUACUCCGAGGUUUUCUACAGAACAGAACCGCGCAGUAAACUGGAGAGAGUGGCAAACGUCAUCCGCAGAUCAACAGCCCGGGUAUUAGUAGCGUUUCUUCAAGAAGCCGAAGUGAGGCUUCUGUUAGAGGAACUGGCAAGACAGCCGCCGCCCCCCCUUCAGUGGAUCGGCAGCGACGCAUGGAUUACAGAUCCAGAGUUUCUGCGCUUUAACAUGUGCGCUGGGGCGAUAGGAUUUGGGGUCCCCCGCUCAGUGAUUCCAGGUCUUCGUGAGUUUCUUCUGGAUCUCUCUCCAGAACAAGCACUGAAAUCGCCCCUGCUAACGGAGUUUUGGGAGAGCUCGUUCAACUGUAGCCUGAAAGGCUCCUCAGGAGGCGCGCGGGAAUGUGAUGGCAGCGAGGAUAUCCGCGCGCUGCAGAACCCAUAUACAGACACGUCGCAGCUGCGCAUCACUAACAUGGUGUACAAAGCUACGUAUGCCAUAGCGCAUGCCAUCCACGGUGUUAUCUGUAAUGACACGCAGUGUGACAAGAGCGCUAAAUUCACACCAUGGCAGAUACUCGACCAGCUCAAGACAGUGAACUUCACUACAAAGACUGGCUAUCAGGUCUCAUUUGAUGCCAAUGGUGAUCCUGUGGCCGUCUACGAGCUCAUAAAUUAUCAAUUUAAAAAAGAUGGUGUUUUGGGUGUCAUCACUGUGGGCCAGUAUGACACAUCUAGACCAAAAGGCCAGGAGUUCAGUGUGAGCAGACCUAUCAUCUGGUUGGGGGGACAGACCGAGAAAUAUGAUUCUCAAUAUUUGUCUAAUGUUUCAGACUCUCUUAACUGUGUGGGCUGCCCUCCUGAGUUCUGGCCCAACACCCAGCAAGACAGCUGCGUCCCCAAGCCUGUGGAGUUCUUGUCCUGGGAUGACACUCUAAGCAUCAUCCUGACAGUGUUCUCCAUCUCUGGGGCCUUCAUAGCUGUGAGUCACUACGCAACCUGCGCAUGUCUGAGCGAUAAGCGUCAGUAUCCUGCCUUCCUCAGGACCGUGCCUGGUGACCACCACCAAGCGGCCGCACUAGCAAAAACAGUCAAGCAUUUUCGCUGGACAUGGAUUGGGGCAGUGCGCAGCGAUACAGACUACGGAAAUUAUGGAAUGGCGUCGUUUCUAAAGGCUGCGCAAGAGGAGGGCAUCUGUGUGGAGUACUCUGAGUCCUACUACAGAACAGAACCGCGCAGUAAACUGGAGAGAGUGGCAAACGUCAUCCGCAGAUCAACAGCCCGGGAUGCUGAGGGAAUGGCCACCAUUCCAGCAGCAUGUGAACCUGACCUGGUCAGCUGCAGGCUGUGGGCUGAGCCUCAGGUGCCAGGUUUUUAUACGGAUGGAGAUUUUGUGAUUGGGGGGACUUUCCCCAUUCAUUACUAUAUGAGAUCAGAGCAGAACACCUACACCAGACCGCCACUCCAGCUGCAGUGCUCUGGGAGUAUGAAUUUCAGAGAGCUGCGUUUCGCUCGUGCCAUGAAGUUCACCAUCCACGAGAUCAACAACAGAACAGAUCUCCUGCCGGGAAUCACGUUAGGAUACCAGAUAUACGACUCGUGCGCUGAGGUGGCGAUGGCACUCAAACUUGCAUUUCAGUUUGCAAACGGCAUGGAACCAUUUUUCAAUGAUACUGAUUCCUGUUCAAAAUCUGCAGCUGCCGCUGUUCCUGCUCUCGUGGGAGAUUCUUAUUCCAUCUCCUCAAUUACCAUGACUAGAAUGCUGGGUCUUUUUGGAAUUCCGCAGGUGAGUCCUUUCGCAACCUGCGCAUGUCUGAGCGAUAAGCGUCAGUAUCCUGCCUUCUUCAGGACCGUGCCUAGUGACUACCAUCAAGCUGCCGCACUAGCAAAACUUGUCAAGUACUUCGGCUGGACAUGGAUUGGGGCAGUGCGCAGCGACUCAGUUUAUGGAAAUACUGGAAUGGCGUCGUUUCUAAAGGCUGCGCAGGAGGAGGGCAUCUGUGUGGAGUACUCCGAGGUUUUCUACAGAACAGAACCGCGCAGUAAACUGGAGAGAGUGGCAAACGUCAUCUGCAGAUCAACAGCCCGGGUAUUAGUAGCGUUUCUUCAUGAAGGCGAAGUGAGGCUUCUGUUAGAGGAACUGGCAAGACAGCCGCCGCCUCCCCUUCAGUGGAUCGGCAGCGACGCCUGGAUUGUAGAUCCAGAGUUUCUGCGCUUUAACAUGUGCGCUGGGGCGAUAGGAUUCGGGGUCCCCCGCUCAGUGAUUCCAGGUCUUCGUGAGUUUCUUCUGGAUCUCUCUCCAGAACAAGCACUGAAAUCACCUCUGCUGACGGAGUUUUGGGAGAGCUCUUUCAGCUGUAGCCUAAAAGGCUCCUCAGGAGGCGCGCGGAAAUGUGACGGCAGCGAGGAUAUCCGCGCGCUGCAGAACCCAUAUACAGACACGUCGCAGCUGCGCAUCACUAACAUGGUGUACAAAGCUACGUAUGCCAUAGCGCAUGCCAUCCACGGUGUUAUCUGUAAUGACACUCAGUGUGACAAGAGCGCUAAAUUCACACCAUGGCAGAUACUCGACCAGCUGAAGACAGUGAACUUCACUACAAAGACUGGCUAUCAGGUCUCAUUUGAUUCCAAUGGUGAUCCUGUGGCCGUCUACGAGCUCAUAAAUUAUCAAUUUAAAAAAGAUGGUGCUUUGGGUGUCAUCACUGUGGGCCACUAUGACACAUCCAGACCAAUAGGCCAGGAGUUCAGUAUGAGCAGACCUAUCAUCUGGGUGGGGGGACAGACCGAGGUACCAAGGUCUGUGUGCAGUGAGAGCUGUCCUCCAGGAACCAGGAAGGCUGUGCAGAAAGGAAAGCCAGUCUGCUGCUAUGACUGUAUACCAUGUGCAGAAGGAGAAAUCAGUAACAAGACAGACUCUUUGAACUGCAUGCGCUGCCCUCCUGAGUUCUGGCCCAACACCCAGCAAGACAGCUGCCUCCCCAAGCCUGUGGAGUUCUUGUCCUGGGACGACACUCUGAGCAUCAUCCUUACAGCAUUCUCCAUCACUGGGGCCUUCAUAGCUCUAUGUGUGAUUGCUGUCUUCUACAAACACAGAGCUUCUCCCAUCGUCAGAGCCAACAACUCAGAGCUGAGCUUCCUGCUGCUCUUCUCUCUGACUCUGUGUUUCCUCUGCUCACUUACUUUCAUUGGUCAGCCCUCUGAGUGGUCCUGUAUGCUGCGCCACACAGCGUUUGGGAUUACCUUCGUCCUCUGCAUCUCCUGUGUUCUGGGGAAAACAAUAGUGGUGUUAAUGGCCUUCAGAGCUACACUUCCAGGCAGUAAUGCCAUGAAAUGGUUUGGGCCUCCACAGCAGAGACUCAGUGUUCUCACCUUCACUCUCAUACAGGUCGUUAUUUGUGUUGUUUGGUUGACAAUAUCUCCUCCUUUUCCUUUCAAAAAUCUAAAACAAUACAAAGAAAGGAUAAUACUGGAAUGUGAAUUAGGUUCAGCUAUAGGUUUCUGGGCUGUGCUGGGUUAUAUAGGAUUUCUGGCUCUUUUGUGUUUUAUUUUUGCUUUUCUAGCACGGAAACUGCCUGAUAACUUUAAUGAAGCCAAGUUCAUCACAUUCAGCAUGCUCAUAUUCUGUGCAGUCUGGAUCACCUUUAUCCCAGCGUAUGUCAGCUCUCCUGGAAAGUUCACUGUAGCUGUAGAGAUAUUUGCUACUCUUGCUUCAAGCUUUGGUUUAAUUACGUGCAUUUUUGCUCCCAAAUGUUUCAUAAUCAUGUUUAGGCCAGAGCAGAAUACCAAGAAACACAUUAUGGGUAAAGUGCCCUCUAAGUCUCUCUGA
Colossoma macropomum (tambaqui) is the source of this 4530-nucleotide messenger RNA. RefSeq names its product extracellular calcium-sensing receptor-like. Gene Ontology annotation, cellular component: membrane. Gene Ontology annotation, biological process: G protein-coupled receptor signaling pathway. The record is from RefSeq and is a predicted model, not a curated record. The transcript has 13 exons. Gene Ontology annotation, molecular function: G protein-coupled receptor activity. Lineage: Eukaryota; Metazoa; Chordata; Actinopteri; Characiformes; Serrasalmidae. Bases 1 to 4530 code for a protein of 1509 amino acids.